Vollenhovia emeryi is the source of this 1171-nucleotide messenger RNA. RefSeq names its product trypsin-1-like. Gene Ontology annotation, biological process: proteolysis. Gene Ontology annotation, molecular function: serine-type endopeptidase activity. The record is from RefSeq and is a predicted model, not a curated record. Lineage: Eukaryota; Metazoa; Arthropoda; Insecta; Hymenoptera; Formicidae. The transcript has 5 exons. Bases 49 to 810 code for a protein of 253 amino acids.
CAAUGAGAAGACGCGACUUACUAGAGUACGUGCCUGUAUGUUAGUGAGAUGUCACGAAGCUUCAUUUCCUAUUUCCUACUUGCCGCAGGUAUCACAUCCUUCCUGGUGCGGCCGGCUUCCCCUCUUGACCCUCGGACCGCGAGGGGUACGGUAACUGACAUACAGCAGCAUCCUUAUCAAUUGAGCCUCCAGCGAGGUUUACGGCACAUUUGCGGAGCCGUCAUUAUCAGUAAUAAAUGGGUUGUCACGGCGGCUCAUUGCGUUGGUUCGCCAGCGAGCGCUUACGGACUCCGCGCAGGAAGUAACGACAAAUAUGAUGGGGGCGUCUAUUAUCCAGUUAAAAAGAUCGUUCGACACCCAGCCUACAAUUUCCUGACGAUCGAUUACGACAUCGCCCUUCUCGAGAUCGACGGCGAAAUCACAUUUAACGAUAGGGCGCAGCCAGUGAAGCUGCCGAAAAGGGAGCUCGAGGGUGGCGUUAUGGUGAACGUUACCGGAUGGGGCGCGGCGGAGAUGGGUGGAAAACUGUCACCAGUGCUAAUGAAAGUGUCGCUUCCGAUCGUAAGCAGAAAAACGUGCCAAAACAUAUACAAACGCUUCCGCAGCAUCACCGAUCGAAUGAUCUGCGCGGGUUACAUGCAGGGCGGCCAGGACGCGUGCGAUGGCGAUUCGGGCGGACCCCUUACGGCGGAUGGCGUCCUUUAUGGAAUCGUAUCCUGGGGAUACCAAUGCGCUGAACCGUUUCAUCCCGGUGUUUACACCAAUGUUGCGGAUCUCCUCUGGUGGAUAAAAUGGAUCAGCCAUAUUUAACCUUUGCCGAUUACGAACGGUACAACGAAUCGAUAGAUACCAAAGGAGACGAGUGACAUUUACGUGAGACAGACGUAAGAUCUUGACGCGCAAGAUUGUGCCGUAAUGCAUUUUAUGUAUUAUUACUGAAUUAAUGCAAACGAGAUCGUGAGUUUCGGUGAGUUAGCGCAACAAAUAAUUUUAGAAAAACAUAAUAAACGAUGCAAAAUCGUGUAUCCAUUAAUAUUAAAAAGUAAAUAUAUUUUUAAAAAUAAUAUAAUAAAAGAAAUAAAGCGCUGAUAUCAGCAGUGAGUUAUUAUAAAUACUCGCGCUACAAUGUUUUAAUUGGACGACACAAAAACAAAGAUAUUGUUAAAAAUUA